Molecule: messenger RNA, 1148 nt
Organism: Chiloscyllium plagiosum (whitespotted bambooshark)
Lineage: Eukaryota; Metazoa; Chordata; Chondrichthyes; Orectolobiformes; Hemiscylliidae
Source: RefSeq, a predicted model, not a curated record
ACAGUUGACCUGCAGUUGACCUACAGGUGGCCAACAGUUGACCUGCAGUUGACCCACAGUUGACCUGCAGUUGACCUACAGGUGGCCAACAGUUGACCCACAUUUGACCUGCAGUGGCCCACAGUUGACCUGCAGUUGACCUACAGGUGGCCAACAGUUGACCCACAUUUGACCUGCAGUGGCCCACAGUUGACCUGCAGUUGACCGACAGGUGGCCAACAGUUGACCCGCAUUUGACCUACAGUGACCCACAGUUGACCCGCACUGACCCCCCCCAAUCCAUACCCCGAAACCCCCUCCCCAACCCCCACCCAAAGAGAGGGGACCCGAAGAAGAUGGCAGUGGGCAAGGCUGGAGAGGCGACGCUGCUGCCCGGGCUGAGCAUCCUGCUGGGUCUGGCCUGGGGCCUAGCGGGCCUCACUGGGGCCCUGGAGUUUGGAGGCGGCGCGGGGCAGUGGGCGCGCUACUCGCGUUGGACGGCGGCAGGCUCCCAGGGCGAGCUGAGCUUCAGCCUGCGGACCAACGCCUCCCGGGGCCUGCUCCUGUAUCUGGACGAUGGCGGCUACUGCGACUUCCUGGAGCUGAUGGUGGCCGAGGGCCGGCUGCGGCUACGCUUCACCAUCUUCUGCGUGGAGCCCGCCAGCCUGCGCUCCGAGGCCCGGGUGGAUGACAACCGCUGGCACAUGGUGCUGCUGACCCGCAACUACCGGGAGACCACGCUGGCGGUGGACGGGGAGACGCGGACGGCGGCCGUGCGCUCCAAGCGGCGGGACAUGACGGUGGCCAGCGACCUCUUUGUGGGGGGCAUCCCGCCCGACGUGCGCCUCUCCAGCCUCACCUCCAGCACCGUCAAGUACGAGGUGCCCUUCCGGGGCCUGGUGGCCAACCUGAAGGUGGGCGGCACGCCGCCAGCCCUCCUGGGCAGCCAGGGCCUGCGGAGCGGGCAACCCGACUCGCCGUGCUCUGGGCCCAACCCGUGCCCCGACGGCGGCGUCUGCAUGGUGCGCAACGGCAAGGCGGUGUGCGGCUGCUCGGACAGCGGCGACCCGGAGCGUCCCUGCGGACAAGGUAGGCCACCUCUGCGUCUCGGAGCGCCACGAUCUCGCGGGGUAGGGUUCAGAUGUUGGGUGGUGCUGCAGCGACCCUGA